CUUUUGAUGCAGGCUGCAGUGAUUGAUCACAGGAGACAACAAAAAGUGCAAAAAGUGUAUUUCGCAUUAAAAAGUUAUGUUUUUAUUGUAAUUGCUUGCUUUUCGGUGAUAAAAGUGUGCGAUUGCAGUAUAUCCGAUUAAGUUUGUUGGAAUCUGCACGUUUAUUAUGGCCUCAGUUAACGAUUCUAUCAAGCUUGAGAAGCAUCUCAAGCUACUUAAGGAAGAAUACACCAAGUUGCAGAGGAAUUAUGCAGAACUGGAACGGAAGUACAGCAAAGCUGCCGCAUCCAGCGAUGAUCGCGACCUGGGAGAAUUCAGCAGCUUUGCGUCACGCCUGGUGAUGACUGUUGCCACGUUGUUUGGCCGAAGGACAUAUUCGGACGUAACCGUCAAGUUGAAGGACAAAACUAUGCCUGCUCACAAGUUUGUACUGAAUGCUCGCAGUGAAGAAUGGCGCGAGGAAGUCAUAGCGGACAAAACAGAACUAGAUUGGUCUGAUCUAGACGCUGACGUUGGUUUUGCACUUCUUCGCUGGAUCUACACCGACGUUGUAGAUCUACAGCACGAUUCGCUUGCGCUAGAUUUGUUAAAAACAUCCCACCAUUUCAAGCUGCCCGGCUUAAUGGGUCUUUGCGAGCGUGCCCUCGUCUCAUCAGUUUCCGUGCGGUCCUGCGUCCGGUUCUAUUGUGUCGCCGAGGAUGUGGGCGCAUCCAAUCUACUAGAGUAUUGCUCCGGAUUGAUUUCAACUCACUGGGACGAUCUCACGCCGCAAGACUUCGAACACAUGUCAGGUCCACUGUUGUACAAAAUGCUGAAAAGUAAGACGAAACACCCACUCCAUGCUGCGGUACGUUUGCUGCGCGAGGACGUUGUUUUUCUGUGCCUGGUGGAAAAUGACGGUUCGCUCGCUGAGAUAGUGAACAGUUUGUCACCUCAAGGCCAUCUUCCACUGGGACUUGCUCUCAUGGGUCGUAGUACAGCAAUUGCUCAGACCCUGCUGGAAACUGGUGGAGCGGAUAUCAACGCUUUCUCUUCAGAGGGCUGCACCCUGUUGAUCGAUGCCAUCAAAAGAGGCGAUGGAUUCACCGCACAAUUCCUUCUAGACAAGGGUUGUAACAUCGACCUGGUUACGAAGGAUACGUCAGAUACAGCAUUGCAUUUGGUGUGCACCUAUGCCGAGAAGAGCACUGACCCCGAAACAUUCCGCGAUAUGUUGAGCGUUGGAAAACAACUGCUAAAACGCCGAGCCGAUACGAAUGUUCAAAACAUCAGGGGAUACACGCCACUUCACAUCGCAAUCACCUCUCAGCAUGUGGAUAUGGUUGACGAACUGCUAAGUGACGAAGUUCCCAAUCUGGACACCAACAUACGCACACUGGAAGAAAAAUGUGCCUUGCAGUUUGCUCUUAUGCCACCUCAUACCGAAGGCCCUCCUUUCGAUUUGGCCCAACGUUUACUGCACAAGGGAGCAAGACCCAAUCCAAUCAAUUCUGAUACCGGCGAUAGUCUGAUCCACAUGUUGGCCAAGAGUAAACUGGAAGAAGCGGCUGUGUUUCUGGCUGACUUUGCUAAUUUGAACCACAUUAACAAAGCUGGACUUGCACCGCUUCACGUGGCAGCGUCCCAAGGCCUAUCGAAUUUAGCACGUGCUUUACUCGAAAAGGGAGCAUCGCCCAACUUACAAUCCGUAGUAUCCGAUCUGAAAUCAGCUCUACAUUAUGCAGUAGAGGCGAAUAGUGCUGAGGUUAUAGCGGCCUUUAUCGAAUACAUGGAGUCAGCGGUAGAAUCUACAGAUAGGGUAGACUUCAACUUGAAAAAUACCCUUGGUGAUUCACCAUUCAGCCUAGCUCUUUCAUUAGGAUACAACGAACUGGUUCCUCUGCUAAUAAAAGGUGGCGCAGACCUAAACGCUCGUAACGGACAAGACAUGACUCUGUUACAUCAAGCGAUUUUAAAAGAAGACUCCAAAACCGCGGUAUUUCUUCUGAACCAAGGGGCUGACAUGAAUGCUUUAACGGCAGACCAAGAAUCGCCUUUACAAUUAGCAAUCCACUGUCGAUUGCCGGAGGUAGUGGAUGCUUUGUGCAUCCGAGGAGUAUCCUUCAGUGCACCGGAUAACAAAGGCGACUGUCCUCUUUGGUCGGCGCUACAAUCAGAACAAUUUGAAAUAGCAUCUGUGUUGGUCAGGCAUGGCGUGGACACUGACUGCUGGGGCCCAGGACCCGACGGAUGCCUUCAUACCCUGUUGCACCGUGCCAUUGAUGAAAAUAAGGAAACGGCCGCUCAAUUCCUUAUUAGAAGUGGCUGCGAUCUCGAUUCUCCUCGACAACUAGGCCCACAAGGGCAAGGAGGCGAAGAAGCAAAAGAUAAGGCAUCUCCACUUCAUUUGUGUUGCCAGUGGGGACUACGGAACGUUCUCCAUACAUUAAUCGACCAUGGAGCGAAUGUAAAUGCUGUCGAUUGUGAUCUGAAAACACCGUUACACGUAGCAAUCGAAAACCAACACGAAGAAAUCAUUGGCAUUCUGUUGUGUCACCCAGGAAUUGAUCUUAAAAUACGUGACAAAUCUGGCAAUACGCCGUUUGCGGCGGCCUUGCAAGUGAGAAACAAUAAGGCCGCCCAGAAUAUUCUGGAACGCUUGCCGAAUGCUGCAGAGCAAAUGGAUCAGAGAGGUCGUAAUUUUCUCCAUUUGGCCAUUAUGAGGGAUGACCUGGAGUCCGUCCUAUUUCUGCUAUCGAUCCACGUAGAUGUCAACUCUCGGGUACACGACGUUAAUCAAACACCUCCCCUCCAUCUUGCGGCUGGUUCCGAAAAUGAAAUGCUUAUUAGAAAUCUUAUUCUGGCUGGUGCUCGCCUCAAUGAUAGGGAUGCUACCCAGAAAACUGCCUUACACGUUGCUGCUGAACGCGGUACGAUUGGGGCUGUUUCCGCCUUGCUACAAAAUGGUGCCGACUUCGACGCUGUCGAUGGAGACGGCAACAAUGCUCUCCACAUUGCCGUCCGAGAAGGCCACAUAUCCGUAGUCCGUGAACUGCUGACUGAGUCCGAACUGAAUGCUGAAGUAGUCAAUAUGAAAGGCCGAAAUCCUUUACAUGAGCUUUGUCGUUGUGGGAAAGAUAAUACCGCUGCCGGAAUUCUAGAAUUAUUUCUGGAGUGUAUGCCAAAGUAUCCGAUCAAUACUACUGACUUGCAAGGAAACACACCACUCCUGCUAGCAUACAUGCGAGGACAGGCUCAACUUUGUCGAAUUCUGGUGAAGAAUGGAGCCUGUAUGGGAGCGGAAAAUAAGGAGGGAGUGACGAUCUUCAGCUUUAAACUAGCCACCAAUCAGCUUUUGCACCGAUUGCUAGACGAGCUGCCGCAGGAAUCUCAGUGGGCUACAUCCGAGAUGUGUCAAGAGUGUGGAACAAAAUUCACCCUCACUAUGCGGAAGCACCAUUGCCGUCAUUGUGGACGGAACCUCUGCAGUCGUUGUUCCAACAACGAUGUCCCGAUCAUUAAGUUCGGAAUCAACAAGCCUGUUCGAGUGUGUUGCGUUUGCUUCGAAGUUCUGCAAGUCGGCAGCGGGACGUAAGUUUUAAGACAGUGUUUUAAGCUUUUCUCCAUUUUAGUUUUUACACAUUUACAAAUUAAUUAAGAAUAUAUAAUUGAUGCAAAACCAUAAACUAAUUUCAGUGCUAUAACAAAUACUGAUUGUUGACUAAUAUGUUGUAAAACACGAGUUCUUCAAAGUAUAAUCGGAAAACGAUUAGGAAGUACAUAUGAUGAUAUUUUUGCAUUGUUUUGAUUGCAGUUGCGUGCACCGUUGAUAACGCCAACACUUGUGUGUACGGUUAUCUGUGCGAACAUAUUAUAAUUCUAUUAUAUUGAAUAUACUCGAGUAUUUAUAAUUGUAUAACAAUUUUCGAAUAUCCGCAUAUUCUAAUAAAACUGCAAUACAAAACACUA
Molecule: messenger RNA, 3948 nt
Organism: Armigeres subalbatus
Lineage: Eukaryota; Metazoa; Arthropoda; Insecta; Diptera; Culicidae
Product: rabankyrin-5
Exons: 7
Coding region: 167-3574 (1135 amino acids)
Molecular function (GO): protein binding; metal ion binding
Source: RefSeq, a predicted model, not a curated record